UGACGUACUUGAUCUUGAGAUGAACAGACAAAGAAGAGAAACAGAAAAACAGAAGAGGGCUGGAGACAGAGGACAGUGGGCCAGUAAAAGAGAAUAUAUUCUGGUUGUUGCAGGAAAUGUGGUCGGUCUGGGCAACGUGUGGAGAUUCCCUUACCUCUGCUACAAGAACGGUGGAGGUGCCUUUCUGGUACCGUAUGGUCUGCUAGCUGUGGUGGUUGGGAUACCUCUGUUCCUACUGGAGAGUUCAGUUGGUCAGUACACUCAGGAAGGAUUCAUCACCUGCUGGAGGAAAAUGUGUCCACUGGCACAAGGAAUUGGAUAUGGAAAUAUUAUAAUGAAACUGUAUGACUUCAGCUACAUUAUAAUCCAAGUCUGGGCUCUCCUCUACCUGGUGUUCUCGUUCAGAUCCCAGCUCCCCUGGGCCAGCUGUGAGAACACCUGGAAUACAGCGAAUUGUAUGGGUAUUCAGAUGUUUGAUUCUCUGACAAAUCAGACUGUGCUGAUAAACACCACCUCUGCUGCUACCGAGUUCUGGGAACGGCGAGUGCUCGGCAUGUCUGGAGGCAUUGAGGAUCUGGGCAGUGUGAAAUGGGAGCUGGCUUUGUGUCUUCUGGCCAGCUGGAUUUUCUGCUACUUUAGUAUCUGGAAAGGUGUCAGGUCCUCUGGAAAGGUAGCGUAUUUCACAGCCCCGUUCCCCUACGUGAUGCUCCUGAUCCUACUCAUUAGAGGUUUGACUCUACCUGGAGCUUGGGAUGGGAUCUACUACUACCUGUAUCCAGACCUGACCCGCCUGGCAAACCUUGAGGUCUGGAUAGAAGCAGGAUCUCAAAUAUUGUUUUCCUUCAGCCUGACUGCAGGGAGUCUAAAUGUCCUGGGCAGCUAUAAUGAGUACAACAACAACUGUUACAAGGACUGUUUCUGUCUCUGUCUGCUGAACAGUGGGACCAGUUUUGUUGCUGGAUUUGUUGUCUUCUCUGUUCUUGGAUUCAUGGCUCACGAACAGGGUGUUACUGUCGACAAUGUGGCUGAGUCAGGUCCAGGUUUGGCUUUCAUUGUUUACCCUCAAGCAACAGCUAUGAUGCCUUUGCCACAGUUCUGGACAGUCUGCUUCUUCCUGAUGCUUAUUCUACUGACUGUUGACACACAUUUUGUGAUUGUGGAGAGUUCUAUCACCACAGUGAGCGAUUUGUUUCCGAAAUGGUUUCGUGCACCAGUGAGGCACGAGAUCUUUGUCCUCAUCAUCUGUGUAUCCAGCUUCCUCAUACAUCUUACCCUGGUUACUGAGGGAGGAAUUUACAUAUUCCAACUCAUUGACUUCUACGGCUCUACCAGAGUCUGUCAGAAUUUUAUUGCUAUUUGUGAAUGCCUGGCAGUGGGCUGGAUUUUUGGUGCUGACCGCUUUUCUAACAUCAUUGAGGACAUGACAGGACAGAGACCGUCUGUUUUCUUCAAGCUGUGCUGGAAAUACAUAAUUCCUCUGCUGUCAUUGAUUUCCUUUAUCCUCUACCUGGUUGAUUACAAACACCUCAAGAUUAAUGACUGGUACACUUACCCUGACUGGGCGUACGCACUAGGAUGGACCAUGACACUCUCCUCUGUUCUCAUGGUGCCAUUGUGGGCAGCUGGACAGAUGUGUUUGACAGCAGGGACCUUCAAACAGCGUUUGUCCGUUCUUUGUCGUCCUGCUGAAGAUCUAGCCUGGCAGAGGAGAAACAUUGGAGAGGAGGGAGCAACUGUUGAACUGACGACGUCAGCAGUUACAACUUAGUGUGACCUGCAAAGUCAUAUUAACUGAACAUAACAGCUAUCAUAGUGUAUAAUCUUAUUGUAAUCAAUGUAGCUCUAGCUGUAUGUAGCUGUCAUCUUGAUCUCUGGAAAGUUGUGAUGGGUGUUUCUCUGUGUUUGUUUUGACAUCUUGAGUUAAUGGGCAAUCUGAUGAAUAAUUAUAAUACUUCUUUCCAAAUCUGCACUUUGGUCUGGGUCUUUAUUUACUACAUUACUACUCACAUUUUGAAGUAUGGGUUGAACCUACCCACUGCACUAUUUAUAGAGUUCACAUGCUGGUCUGAUACAAGGCUUGGAUUGUUAAAAUUAAAAUGUAUGUUCUUAAUAUCUGUUUAGAAAGCUGUAUCACUGAGUGAAUAUGGUCCCAUUAAAAUAAAAUGUGCUAAUGAGUAAUUGCAUUUAAAUAAAACUGAAUGAACUGUUUGAGUAGA
Messenger RNA from Dicentrarchus labrax (European seabass), 2216 nucleotides. Its product is annotated as sodium- and chloride-dependent GABA transporter 3-like. Lineage: Eukaryota; Metazoa; Chordata; Actinopteri; Moronidae. Gene Ontology annotation, cellular component: membrane. The record is from RefSeq and is a predicted model, not a curated record. The transcript is spliced from 14 exons. Gene Ontology annotation, biological process: sodium ion transmembrane transport. The coding region runs from base 20 to 1768 and encodes 582 amino acids.